AUGCCGAAGUUCAUGCACCCAUUUAUCGAAGAUAUUAUUGAUGUUGAUGGUGACGGUUAUUGUGGAUACCGUGUGGUAGCUUUGCACCAAAAAGGAACUCAGCAAGAUUUUGAGUUGAUCAGACUGAACAUGGAGAGGGAGCUGAGAUUGUAUAAGGAAUCAUAUGUGGAGUUGUUCGAUACUGAUGAGCGUUACAAGUAUGUCACGGAUGCACUUUUCCCACCUCCGAGAAGGAGUAAACAUGCUUUUGCACCAAAUGACAAAUGGUUUACUUUUCCGAAUAUGGGUUACGUUGUGGCUACUCAUUUUCAGAGGGUUGUUGUUCAACUGUCAAAUAUGGAAAGGUGUGGAGCAUCUAGAACUUGUUUCCCAUUGAGUGGCAAACCUCCAUCAGACACGUCAGACUUGGAUUCCAAGAUUAUUUGCAUCGGCGCGCUCGCUGACCACUUUGUGUUAGUGCGGUUGAAAGAAGAAUGUCUGAUACCUCCAACGGCUCAUCAGUGGAAAAACUAUUGUUCUGAAGAAGCUGCUACAUGGGAGCCCAUGUUUUUGGAUAGAAUGCAAAAGUUUGGUGAGCUGUUGACCAUUGAAAGAGCAGACGAUGACUUAGCCACGAUUGGAAAGGGUAGCAAAGACGAUCCGCUCGAAUUGUAG
Messenger RNA from Trifolium pratense (red clover), 654 nucleotides. RefSeq lists its product as uncharacterized. NCBI's taxonomy places the organism in Eukaryota, Viridiplantae, Streptophyta, Magnoliopsida, Fabales, Fabaceae. The coding region runs from base 1 to 654 and encodes 217 amino acids. The transcript has a single exon. The record is from RefSeq and is a predicted model, not a curated record.